AUCUUCAGCUGUGCUUCAACUUCGACACCAAGAAAUUCAAGAUCUUCUCCGGCUCUGCAGAAAACCAGUUUGGUUACACGGUCCAGCAGCACGAGGCGGGAGGACACCAAUGGUUGCUGGUUGGAGCUCCCUUUGAAUCCACGGGGAAGCAGCAGACCGGGGACGUGUACAAAUGUCCUCUGGACACCAAGACCUCUGUGAACUGCUCCAGACUGCACCUGGGGAAGCUCUCUCUGGAUAACGUGUCGGAGAGGAAAGAGAAGAUGCGUCUGGGGAUGACUCUGACCUCUAACCCUAAAGACAGCAGCUUCGUGACCUGCGGUCCUCUCUGGUCUCAUGAAUGUGGAAGCUCUCUGUACAGCACCGGGAUCUGCUCCAGAGUCAGCCGCAUCUUCAGACUGUCCCACACCAUCGCCCCCGCCCUGCAGAGGUGUGAGACCUUCAUGGACAUCGUGAUUGUUCUGGAUGGUUCUAACUCCAUCUACCCGUGGUACGAGGUCCAGGACUUCCUGAUCAACAUCCUGCAGAAGUUCUACAUCGGCCCAGGUCAGACGCAGGUCGGUGUGAUCCAGUACGGCACCUCAGUGGUCCACGAGUUCGGUCUGGGAGAUUAUCAGACGGUGGAAGAGGUGGUGGAUGCCGCCAGGCGCAUCGACCAGCGAGGCGGCGAGGAGACGAGGACGGCGCUGGGUAUCGAUGUAGCACGCUCGCAGGCGUUCAAACGUGGAGGCCGACCCGGCGCUCAGAAGGUAAUGAUCGUGAUCACGGAUGGAGAGUCUCACGACAGUCCGGAGCUCUUUCAGGUCGUCUCCGACAGUGAGAGGGACAACGUCACCAUGUACGCCAUCGCUGUUUUAGGUUACUACAACCGACGAGGAAUCAACCCUGAAGCCUUCCUGAAGGAAAUCAAGUUCAUCGCCAGCGACCCCGACGAGAAGCACUUCUUCAACGUGACGGACGAGUCAGCGCUUAAAGACAUCGUGGACGCCUUAGGAGAGAGGAUCUUCUCUCUGGAAGGAACCAGCUCUCAGGGUCGAGGCUUCGGUCUGCAGAUGGCUCAGGCUGGAUUCUCCUCUCAUCUGGUCAGAGAUGGCGUUCUGCUCGGGGCGGUCGGCGCCUACGACUGGAACGGUGCCGUACUGAAGGAGACCAAACACGGGAAGGUCGUUCCUCCGAAAUCCUCUUACAAAGACGAGUUCCCCGAGGAGCUGAAGAACCACGCGGCCUACCUGGGAUACUCUGUGGGGUCCCUCAUCUCGGCCCGUGGCUCUCAGCUCUACGUGUCCGGAGCUCCGAGGUUCAACCACACCGGGAAGGUCAUCGUCUUCACCCUGAAGAACAACGGGAACCUGACCAUCCUGCAGGCGCUGCUGGGCGAGCAGCUCGGGUCGUAUUUCGGCAGUGAGUUGUUAUCGAUGGACGUGGACGAAGACGGACACACGGACGUCCUCCUGGUGGCGGCACCCAUGUACUACAGCCAGGGCUGGGAGAGAGGGAAGGUUUACCUCUACACUGUUACUCCACAGACUUCCUUCGUCCUGCAGGGGGCGCUGUUGGUGUCCGACCGCUCUCAGAACUCCAGGCUCGGUUCAGCUUUGGCGCAGAUCCCCGACAUGAACGGGGACGGGUUCAGGGAGCUGGUGGUGGGAGCGCCGCUGGAGGACGACCACCAGGGAGCGGUCUACGUGUUUUACGGUCAGGACAGAACGAUCCAGCGUCGGUUCAGACAGCGUCUGUCUGCAGCCGGGUUCUCUGCCGGUCUGAAGUACUUCGGUCAAAGUCUUCACGGCGUUUUGGACGUCAAUGGAGACGGGCUCGUUGACCUUGCAGUGGGAGCACAGGGAGCUGCUGUCAUCAUCUGGUCUCGAGGUGUGGUGCGGAUUCAGGCGAAGAUGACCUUUGAACCUGAGAAGGUCAACAUCUUUAACAAAGACUGCUGGCGAGGAGGGAAGGAGGUCACCUGCAUGUCCAUCAUCGUGUGUCUGAGUCUGGACUCCAUGACGAAGACCAAGACAAAGACCAGGGCGGAUGUUGCCGUGUGGUACAGUCUGGUGUUGGAUGAGAGGCGUUUUCCUCCUCGAGCUGUUCUGGACGAAUCAGUGAGACAGCAGCCCAGGAGUCUGUCUCUGCAGGCUGGAGCUCAGCGCUGCCAACGUCUGGGCUUCUCCAUCCAGGAGACAGCAGAUUACGGACGCCCCAUUGCUGUUGUGCUGGAGACAGGUCUGCAGACUCCAGACGAAGGACCUGUACUGGAUCCUGAUUGGCCGAGCACCUUGAGGGCAGAGCUUCCCUUCUGGAACGGUUGUGAGCAGGAGGAGACCUGCGUCCCCGACCUGACCCUGCACGGCCACACAGACCUCAUGGAUGUCCAGCAGUUCUGCAGCUCCAGGGAGAGGGCCACGUGGUCACUCUGCAGCCACCGGGGGGCGCCGUCGGACGACUCGGCGUACGUGGUGGAGAACGGGCGGAGGAGGAUGGUGGUGUUUGCUCGUCUGGAGAACCGGGGAGAGAACGCCUACGGAGCAUCCAUCAACAUCUCCACCUCCUCCAACCUCAUCUUCUCCAGCCUCAUCGUGAAGGACCAAUCAGAUAUCCAGAUCGAGUGCUACUCCGAGGACAGACUGGCCAGUCAGAGGAGCUGUAACAUCAGCGCCCCGUUCAUGAAGUCCUUAUCCCAGGUCUCUUUCCGUGUGGAGUUUGAGUUCAGCCGUUCUGUCUUCCUGGAUCACCUGAGGAUCGUCAUGGCGACCAGCAGUGAUGGAGAAGAGGGUUACCCAGACGACAACAUCAAUGACAUCUUCCUCCCUCUGAAGUACCAGACCGACCUCCUCUUCACCAGAGACCCUGACCCUCCUCGCUUUGAAAUCCGAGCAGACAGAUCUUCCUCCUCCUCCUCCUCCUCCUCCUCCUCCUCCUCCUCCUCCUCCUCUUCUUCGUUCAGGGACAAACCGGACAGCAGCUCCUCCACCUUUAACCUCACUUACUACAUCCAGAACCUGGGGAUCUUCUGGGUUCAGGACCUCGUGUUCAGAGCGGACGUCUGGGCCGUGACCUCUCAGGGCAGCCAGCUGGUGAACGUCACGGACUACAGCGUGGAGCAGGUCCAAGGGUCUCACUGUACGCUGCCACAGCAACCACGAGUCGGUCAGGUCUCUGCUGAGGACCUGACUCACCUGUCCCAGCUGAACGACAGUAACAGUGUGAGCGUGGCGGUGCAGUGCAGACUCAACCUGCCGCCGUCCAGAGAGCUGAAGGUGACGCUCCGAGGACAACUUCAACUUCCUGCUCUGCUGGCGGUGAGUCCAGAUUUUAUUCUUCCAGACCGGACUCAUCAAGAUCAAGACCGGAUCAGAUCCA
Messenger RNA from Notolabrus celidotus (New Zealand spotty), 3357 nucleotides. RefSeq names its product integrin alpha-11-like. Gene Ontology annotation, molecular function: integrin binding. Lineage: Eukaryota; Metazoa; Chordata; Actinopteri; Labriformes; Labridae. Gene Ontology annotation, biological process: cell adhesion mediated by integrin; cell-matrix adhesion; cell-cell adhesion. The annotation marks the transcript as partial. The record is from RefSeq and is a predicted model, not a curated record. The transcript has 26 exons. Gene Ontology annotation, cellular component: external side of plasma membrane; integrin complex.